Molecule: messenger RNA, 1834 nt
Organism: Cololabis saira (Pacific saury)
Lineage: Eukaryota; Metazoa; Chordata; Actinopteri; Beloniformes; Belonidae
Gene: mtx2
Product: metaxin 2
Exons: 10
Coding region: 123-902 (259 amino acids)
Biological process (GO): mitochondrion organization
Cellular component (GO): SAM complex
Source: RefSeq, a predicted model, not a curated record
AUUCGCAGGCGGACCUACCCAUGACUGCAGGACAGCACUUGUCCUUAAUCUGACAUGAACUGUCGUUUCUUACAUCUUUUACUCUAAUUCCGCUUUAGCAAUAAGUCUAUUCCAACAGCACAAUGUCUCUUGCGGCAGAGGCUUUCGUGACGCAGAUUGCAGCUGCUGAACCUUGGCCAGAAACUGCAACCUUGUACCAACCCCUUAAAGAGGAUCAGGUCCUGCUCUCAGACUGCGCCUCAUCGCUCGCUGUUCAGACUUACCUCAGGAUGUGUGGUCUUCCCGUGCAGGUGGUUUACAGAUCAAAUGCUGAGUACAUGUCACCAUCUGGUAAGAUUCCCUUCAUUCAUGUGGGGAACCAGGUGGUGUCCGAGCUGGGGCCGAUAGUGCAGUUCACCAAAGCUAAGGGCCACUCUCUGAGCGACGGCUUGGACGACGUCCAGAGAGCUGAGAUGAAAGCGUACAUGGAGCUGGUCAACAACAUGCUGCUCACUGCCGAGCUUUACAUCCAGUGGUGCGAUGAUGCCACGGCUACUGAGAUCUCUCGUCCCAGAUACAGCAGCCCUUACUCGUGGCCUCUCAGCAGCAUCCUGGCCUAUCAGAAGCAGUGGGACAUUCGCAGGAAGAUGAACGCCAUCGGCUGGGGAGGGAAAACGCUCGACCAAGUUUAUGAAGAUGUGAGUCAGUGCUGCCAGGCUCUUUCCCAGAGGCUGGGAACACAACCCUUCUUCUUUAAUAAACAGCCCACGGAGCUGGACGCGCUGGUGUUCGGCCACCUCUUCACCAUACUGACCACCAGACUGACCAGCCCCGAGCUGGCCGAGAGGAUCAAGAGCAACAGCAACCUGCUGUCCUUCUGCAGGCGCAUCGAGCAGACCUACUUUGAAGACAAAAGCUCCUGAAGGACUGAACAUACCUUCUCUUGUCUUCUCACCUUGUACAUUCUGCAUUUCUUUCUCUCAUUCCCCUUGUUGUAGCGCAGAGGAGCUGAAAACAUGUCCAUCCACUAACCCCCCCCUCCCCGAGUCCCCCUCCUCUCCGCUUGCUUCUUGCUUGUACAUUGUUGCGUGCAGCUGCUGACACUCGAGGAAUCAAGCUGUGCCAACAGCACAUGAUUGGGAUCACAGUACCGUAAAAUCUCUGUAAAUGCCACAACUAAGAGUGAUUAUCUGCAUAUUUAUGUAUCUAAAACAGCUACGAUAAACACAUUUUUGGGGGGUCAUUACGAGAACAUGCGACGUACACACACACGCGUCAGCUGAAACGCCAGUAAAUGAGUAGCAGAAGAUCAAAAGUACAAGCAGUUAAUUAACCCCCUGAACACGACUGCCAAAGCUUGCGGAGAUUACGUGUCGUGCUCAAGGGCACAUCAGCAGGAGGAGCCUUUCAUGAAACAGAGACAUCGAUGAAUUUGUUUAUUCUGUACUUUUCCGUAAUUUGCACUCUCUUCCCCUGGAAAGCGGUCUCCUUUUCCAUAUACAAUGGUGCGUUUCCAAUCACCCACACUCUCCGGAGGCUCAGUAUGGAUUUCCCAGCUGUGUGACACGGCCGCCAUCCAGAAGGCAGAACUCCACUUGACCCGGGUCAGAGGUCAAAUGGCAAGUAGUGUUGUUCUUCCUGAGGACUCGCAGGCUCGUAAGAAAUCUAUAAACGUGUGGGUAUAUCUUUGAAAUCCAGAGCUUUAAUGUGUAAAAAAAAAACAUGAACAUAAUGAUGAAGAUGUGAUUUACUUCUAAGUUUUUCCACGUUACUUUGUGUUAAUGUAAAGUGCCUCUGUAUUAAGACACUUAGCACAGAAGAGGUUCUGUCUCCCCCAUUAAAAAGUCUGACUUGA